Molecule: messenger RNA, 1363 nt
Organism: Callorhinchus milii (elephant shark)
Lineage: Eukaryota; Metazoa; Chordata; Chondrichthyes; Chimaeriformes; Callorhinchidae
Product: immunoglobulin lambda-1 light chain
Exons: 4
Coding region: 1-1107 (368 amino acids)
Source: RefSeq, a predicted model, not a curated record
AUGGAGCCUUGGGCUUCAAACUUGUACAACGGAUGUGAGGUUUUAAAGGACCAGACACUUCAGGAGGUGGUCAUCCCACAGCCACUGAGGGUUCAGAUGGAAAAUGACUGGGUGACUGUCCGGCAUGGUAGGAAGAGGGGACAGGCUGGGCAGAAUGCCCCCAAUAGCGUAGCACUUGCAAACCGAUACUCUAUACUGAACAUUGAGAGUGUUGAUAGCUCCAGGGAGGACAGUAAAAACCAAUUGGUUGAACAGGAGGACAUAGGUAACAGGAGCAAUGCUAUUGUCACAGGGGAUACAACAGUGAGAGGAGAAGCUCACAAGGAGCCCACGAACCAGCUUCGCAUCAGGAAAGACAUCUUUUUUUUCGUUGCGGAUCUUCAUCAGACUCUUCGCAAUGAGCGAGUGGCUUGGAGUUCUGUCCGCCCUCCUGCUCUGUCUGCACGAUGCCAGUGGACAGUUGACCCUAACUGUGCGCCGGGAGAAAAGAUCACACUGGAUUGUGCAGUGCGGGGUGUCAGCCUCUCAAAGAGGUAUGUGUACUGGUUACAACAGAAAGGUGGCGGCGCUCCGCGGUUCGUGGUGAAAGGCAACGCUACCAGAGGCUCCGGGAUUCCAGACAGAUUCUCUGGUCUUGAAGACGAAAGCACAAAUGUUGGACGUUUGAUUAUCCAAAGUGUGCAGGCGGAUGAUGCCGCCGACUAUUUCUGUUAUACAUCCACCGAAAACGACGACGCCAGAGCCUUCGGUGGCGGCACUAAACUGAAUGUUCUGGACAAACCGACAUCCACCCCUUCGGUGUUGCUUCUCCCUCCGGCGUCCGAUCAGAUCUCGACAGCAAACGCGGCGACCCUCGUGUGUUUCGUGAAUAAUUUUUAUCCGGAUUCGGUUCAAGUUCAAUGGAGUGUGGACGGCAAUGUAACAGAAACGGGUGUCCAGACGAGUCCAAGUUUAAUGGGGACUGACAACACCUACAGUGUGAGCAGUUGCCUGACCUUGUCAGCCUCCGAAUGGACCACACACGAGGUGUACUCCUGCGGUGUGAGGCAUCAUUCUCUCGGGUCUCGGCUUCUCGAACAGACCAUCCAGAGGUCUACAUGCUUGUGAAUAGUUUUCUUUGAAAUAAAAGCCGCUCAAUGUUUGGAAGUCUGCGUUACCGACCCAACAGGCUGGGGUGGGGGUUUGGGAUACUGGUGUUCAUUCGAUCUGUGUCGAAAUUGGAUUUUGCUUAUUUUAAUCUGUGUGUCGCCUCUUUUCUUCGCAUUCACCACUGCAGCUUUCACAUCUGCCUCCAGUGCGCUGCAGUGAUUACCUCUUAUUUUCCAGUUUUGCUGUGAUAAUAAAAUAGCGCAUUGAAUCAGAA